AAUAUGCUCAGAGAUGUGACUCAUUAUUUUAUGUAAAUUUUCCCUUUGAUUAAGCUGAUAACUAGGUAUCUUUAAAUUUUUUGCAACAAGAUAAUUUCUCAAACUCCACACUCCAUGCUCUACAGUUGCAUCAAGAACUGUUCUUGAUGCUAUUGAUUCAGUAGCAAUUGAAUCAUAAAAGAUGGAGGAACCCCUUUAAAGAAUUACCAACCCUUCCACAAGAAAUAAUCUUUGAUAUUCUCUUAAGGUUACCUCUCAAAUCCCUCUCUAAAUUCAUGUGUGUUUCAAAAUCAUGGCUUUAUUUACUAUAAAGUACUAAAUUCCUCAAUACCCAUGUCAAUUUUUCCAUAAUUAAUGGUUAUAGACUUGCUCUUGUAGGCUCAUAUACUUUUGGUUUGACUAAAUUCUGCAUUAUUUACAACAUAUCAUGUGAAAGUUUAUCUGUUACAUUGUCUAAACAUGGUUGUCCUCCAAAGAUUUUGGAGGCAUACUCGGGUCGGGUUUUAGAUUCUUGCAAUGGGUUAAUUUGUUUACACAAGGACUUAUUAACACUAAUGCUAUUGAACCCAUGUACUGGAAGUCCCAAUUUAAGUGUCUUACUUUUUUUUGGUUUGUCCACAAAAAAAAAAAGUAUUUCUUUCUAUAUUUAGUAAGUUGACAAUUCAAAUAUCCUACGUGACAAGUUUAAAACCACAAGAUUCAGAGGACAUUUUAGUACGUUACACACAUCUUUAAUUUAGGACAACAGGAUUCAACGGAGGGAGUAUUUUGUAAUUUAAUACUUCGUUAUGAUGGUGCUGGUUGUUGUUUUAUUAGAUAUGGAUUUGGUUAUGAUGCAUCUACUAAAGAUUAUAAGGUUGUAAAGAUCUGGAUUUUUGCUGAGAUGGAUGGUAGACAUGAGAACAUGGUUUGGGUUUACAGCGUAAAGGCUCGUAAAUGGUCAACUAUGCAAGGUUUUAAUAGUGGUUAUUUGAAUGGAGAAGUGAGUAUUUUUGCAAAUGGCGCUCUUUACUUGGUAGAAUGCUAUCGCACUUCUUGGGGGAUUGUUACUUUGGAUUUGGUUGCAAAGAGAUAUGGAAAAAUAGCAUUGCCUAGUUAUGAAGAUGGAGGUAUUUAUUGGACAUUAGGUGUUUCGAGAGGGUGUUUAGUUGCUUGUUGCAAUUAUGAAGAACCAAAUAGGGCAGAUUUGUGGGCGAUAAAGGAGUACGGUGUCGAGAAAUCUUGGACUAAGUUGGUUACAAUCUCAUCACCCGUUGAUCGUAAGGGUUAUAUGUCACCAUUGUUUGUGGCAGGGAACAGUGAUGUAGUACUAGUGAAGCUUGGCAGAGAGAUAGUAUUGUACAUUUCAAGGAAUGGUUCAUUCAAGCGACUUACCAUUAUCCGUCCAGUGAUUUUCUUAAAUUUCAAGUGGCCACCUACUUUGAAAGCCUUGCUUCACCUCAUAUUUAGUGAUGCUUCCGAUAGCCCUGUUCUCAAAUUUAUGAUAACAUUGUGUCUUGCAUUGUAUUUUUACAUUCUAACUUAUCUUGUAAGGUGCUCUUCAGCAACAUUAAACUGAGAAAUGCUGCUAUUCUCAUGCUCAAUUGAAGUUCUAAAGUUCUGCACCAA
Molecule: messenger RNA, 1608 nt
Organism: Lycium ferocissimum
Lineage: Eukaryota; Viridiplantae; Streptophyta; Magnoliopsida; Solanales; Solanaceae
Product: F-box/kelch-repeat protein At3g23880-like
Exons: 1
Coding region: 884-1558 (224 amino acids)
Source: RefSeq, a predicted model, not a curated record